CAGGUUUACGGAGUUGAAGUUGAUAUGAGUCAUUUUAAUUUAAUUUUGUGAGUGAAAUUCCUAAGUUUUCUUGUUAGUGCUGUGAUUUAAUAUAAAAAAUGGCUAGUGUGUUCGGUAGAUCAGAUCGAGGGUUCUCAAUUGAUGAUGCUUUCGAAGAGGAUAACGAUGAAUUGAUUAAAGUAUAUGGCUCAACCACAGAGAGGUCUCCUUUGAAACCUAAAAACAGGAAUGUUAUUUCGGACGAUGAAAUUCUAGUUGCCAUUGAUGACCCAUCAACUCAUUCUCAAUACACUAAUCUUGGUGCUCAUUCAUACGCGGGCAUGCCCUCGCAACAAAUGAAAUCAAAAUAUGCAGACGAUGCACUAUCCAGAGACAGUGACUCUUUGUUCUAUGACAAUCACUCAGCAACGGGCAUCUUUGAUCCCAAUCAAUGGUGCUGCAUGCAUCCUAAGGUCAAAGAAAAUUGGAAAAUAGUAUUAGCUGCAGUAAUGUUAUUAAUAGUUGGAAUAGGUCUGUUAUUAACAGGAUUAGUUGUAUCAUUUCUACCUUCAUCGAAUUUACAAGGUUUUGUAUUUUACAUCGCUGGCCUGAUCUGUUUUAUACCUGGUGCGUAUCAUGUUGUCUAUAUCUACCUAGCUGUCAAAGGUUGCAAAGGUUAUGAUUUCUAUCAUUUACCGUUGUUCAAUUAGAUCUUGUGUUCCAAAAUAAAUGAUGUUGAGCGACUGAGGAUAGUUACUAAUUUUAAGAAAUAUCGAAUAUAGUUUGAGCUUUUGAUGCUUUUCAGUUUAUUUUAUACUAAUAUGUACUUGUAAAGUUUCUUCUUUUAGUUGUAUCCAUUGUGAGCAAGAUCUUUUUUUCACUUUCAAAAGUAAGUAAAAGCAAGAAUCAUGCUGAUUAGGCCUCAUAAAGGUCGGAAGAUUUAUUUGUCCUUAAAAUUCAGUUCCUUUCUGAAUUGAAGGAAUGUUUGUCAAAAUUCAUUUAAAUAGACUCUGUACUUUAAGUUUUAUUCUGUAGUUUAUCUUUUGCAGAUAAUUUUUUUUGUUAAAGCUGGAAAGAUGCUGUUGUUUCUGGCAGUAUUUAUAGUGGAUCUUGAAUUCAUCUUAAUCGUUCAAAAAGCCCCUUUUCAUUCACAACAAAAUUGGAAAAAUGAAAGUGAAAAAGAAACAAAUGAUAAAGGUUUUACCUUUUCUACUUUACCUUCACUUACAGAAAAGUGUCAUUACAAGUAAAACUGGAUAAUAUUUCAAAUUCACGAGUUUCUAACCACCUUUUUUGAACCCGAAAGCUAUCUUUAAGUUGAAUAUAUAUCAACACUCUAUCAGAAUAUUGUGUUCAUCAUAGAAAAUCAUAAUCAGUAAUUUUACCCAUUCCUAGGGAAAUUUUUCCUUGUGAACAAAAGGAGUACGAUUGCCUUACCUUCUAUCCUUUCAAAUUUAAAAUACUUGUCACAUAAUGACCCUACGUCAUUUUAUGAAGAAUGUGUAUAAGUGAAAAGUAAAAUCUAGAUACUUACUCGGAAACGUCGAAAAAUUCGUUAUCAAAUGGUACAACUGACUGAGAGGACCAAAUGUAAGAAACAAUGGUGAUCGCUAUAUACCUAGUUUCCUCUUGCUGAUUACUCUAUUCUAGGGGAGUCUAUUUUGAGAAGAGAAGCAGGAAUGCAGAAUAUCUGGAAUCGCUAGUCAAGUUUGGAAAGGCUGGGAAAACUUAAUUAACCUCAGCCUUUUCAUUGAAGUUCCAAAAUUGUCGGUUUUUUUUUGCCUAUUGUUGGACUUUUCUUAAAUUUCUGAGUAGAGAAAAUAAAGGAUUUUUAUCUUAGAAUCUCAAAGAAAUUAGAGGGAUGAUAUUUUCUGCAUUCCUGAUUCUUACCUAAAUACCAUGUCAACUUCCCAGUCGAUUAUUUUGUCUUCACCCUUCUAUUCUACUCAGUAAGUUAAAAUGGUAUCAAUGAAGGAAUUGAUAGCUUUGUUCAUGCAAGCAAAUUUUCCAUGACCUUUGUUAAUAUCUAAAAUAUUUUGACAAGAUUCAGUUUACUUCUCAAUAACUGAGUAUUUCACCAGUUUCGUCAUUACUUGCGCAGAGGAAGUUUUUUUAGCGAAAAACUCUUUGCAAGUUGUGAAUUUUGCUUGCUCAAUUUUUUUUAAUAUUGGUUUUUUCUUCAUUUUCUUUUAUUUGUAGUCUUUUCUAUGUAACUUAGAGCAAAGGCUGUAUUUUGCCUUCUAUCUAGUUUAUUCUAUUAGGUAUUUAAUACUUAAUAUUUUGGUUUUGAAAAGAAUUGUUCCCUAAGCCUCCUUUCCUCAAACCUAUCUCUUCUUGUUUUCGGAGACUUAUUUCACUUUUUUUCAUGUAUAUAAUUUUAAUUGACAAUAGGAAUUUGUCUAGAUGGCCCCAGACAUAUUUCACAAAGAUUGGUGUCUUUUAAAAUUUCUAGAAGACCUUGAGUUUUUUCUCUAUCACUACUUUUGCUCUAAAUUAAAAUAGGUUCGAAAAUGUGCACAUAGGGCACCCCCUUUUUCCCUUUUUUAAUUUUGUUUUUGUAUCAAACGAUCUUGUGAGUGAAUGUGCCAUGAGCAGUCUUCUCCAAACUUUAUUCACUCAUGAACGAACAUACUUAAAAAAUUUGAUCAUAUCUGCCUAUCUGUGAACAUUUUAAAUAUCCUUGUUUGUGCAUAUCGAAAACACAAUUAUUCGGCUAACUUUUGCCUGUUUAUGCAGCUUGUGUAAUUUUAUGAAAUCACCAAUUUUUUUAACCGAAGAUUUGUUAAAAAAUGUUUCUGCCUCUUUCCAACCAAGAAGUUAUACCUUCAUCAAACUGAAUUUAAAGUUGAAAUCUUUAACAUGAUUUGUAUCGUGGACUAACUUGUAGAGAAAAAGAUAACAUUUCUAUGAGAGUGAGUGUCAAGAAAUAAAGGCUUGCAUUUUGAGCCAAGAUUUCAGAAGUCAAAUAUUUGUGAAAAAAAUUGAUGCUGAUAAAGUUUUUGAAAGUAGAUCUUUAUAUAGGUCAAUUAGCAAAGAAUUAAAGAUAACAAUUUUUCUUUUUCUUCUCCUCUCCUAAUUUAACUCAGAAACUUAAUUUUUCUGCUGUAUGUACUUACGAAAGCAGAACUCCAAGCGAGCCCCGGAAUUUUAAGGCAGUUCAAAGCUUUCGAAAUUUAAACUAGUUUAAAAUUAAAGAACCAUAUCAAUAAAGAAAAAAAAUUGUCUUGCUGUAUAAAAUUGGUGAUAACCUGUGGGGUUUUGCAUGUUUUUUCCUCUUGACUUGUAGCCUCUCAAAAAAGAUUCUUCUGUUGAUAAUACACAUUUCUACAUAAGUUCCUGUGCUAGCUCUAAAAAAACUCACGAGAAAAUCCAGCUUUUGAAUGAAGAAGGCAACUUUUGAUUGUAUUAUAAUCACGAUAAUUAACCCUCUCUGUUGUAUGUAGUUUUAUUUUUUGCAGAUUAUUUUCUUUGUAUUUCUUAAAUUUUAAUUUUUCAUAGUCAUCUACGAAACUUACAUGUACAAGCAAAGCUCUUGGACUUACAUUUCUGUAGCGUUUGUAACACAGUAUCUGAACCGAUAAAAUGGGGAAGAAGCAUGAGCAACCUUAUUAACACUCAAAGCACUGAAAAUUAAGUAUUUUGUCGCAGAUUAGCAUAAGUCUUUCACUUUUCUCACUAGAAGCAAGAAAUUUGCAUAAAGAAUACUUUGCUCAUCAGCACUAUGGAGGAGUCUAAUGAGAAUCAAAGAUUGAAUUGAAUAUUUCAGUUUGAAUCAGAUUUAAGGUAUCUAAUUUCUAAACCAAAAAAUACUUAACAUUAUUUCUAAUCAGUUACCCUUCUAUAAAUCAAAUAUUGUAUUUUCGGAAUGUAAUUCUGUCCAGGGUACUUAUUUUUGUACCCACCUUGAAUUUGAAUUGAACUUGGGUUUUAGAUAUUGAUUCGUUUAAGCGUUAUAUUCUUGAAAUACUUCUUCAUCUUCCUUUCUUUUUCAUUUAUGAUUGUCUUCUCUUCAUCUACUCUUUUUGAAUGUCAUGUUUGGCUCCAGAUUGUAAGUGAAAUUUCUUUUCCCAGCCCAAGCACCUAGUUCCAAUUGAAAAUGCAAGCCUGCUCCCAAAUUUUAGCUUGAACAUUUAAACUUUAAGUUAAAUUAUUACUUGAACUAUAGCGGAACAAAGCCCAUAAUUGCACAUGUCUACCUAAUAUUUCUGGGAGGUCAUCGCAGAUUUUUAGCGCAUUAUUUAAUGGAGCACAUGCAUGUACUGUUCAGUGCAAGAUAAUAUAAUUUUUUUCUUUCUAAUAUUUCCCAUUUUAAUUUUCUGUCUUCAGAGCGAGAAAAUGAUAAGAUUUCUCCAUGCAAUGAAACUAUUGUUUUCUUGAUGUGCAGCUCAGAGUAUGUGAUAAUGUUGAAAGUAAUGCAUGAAAAAAUUUGUAAUUUUAGAAUUAACUUUUUUUUUUUCUUUCUUCUUUUUCUUCUCUUCGUCUGUCAACAAAUCAUCAAAAUGCAUCACAUCAAUCUUUGUGAUGACAACUAAAAGAUUAGUCUAGGCCUCAAACCAAUGAGCCAUCAUUGUGGUCUAGAAAAUCUAGAGAAAUAAUGUAUUUAACAAUAAUAAUUAAGAUUUCUUGAAAAUUAGGCAAAGGUGGGUCGCCUGAAACACUUUAUCAGCCUAAAGUUUUGUUUUUGACAGCUGCGUUCAUCUUAAAUUUCCGUUUUCUCCUGCUCUGUAACCAAUUUUUUGGUAUUUUUUUGUUUAUUACUUUUAAUACACCCAUAUUCAUUGAUUCUAGUCAUGUUCGUCAUGUAGGUUACGGACUUAAAAUCAUUUUGUACCUUCACUUUUGUAUUUGUUGGUUGAUUACUUAUCACAUUGAAUACUGAAAAGAAGAUAAUAGGCAACCAAUGUGGAUUCCUUAUCCUUUUUCUCCCCUCCCGCAAUUGCUGUACAUUUUCUUUUAAUUUUGACUUUCCCGUAUCCCCAAUCGCCUCUCUCCCUCUCUCAAAAUUGUUCAGGGGACUAUUUAAUGUGGAGCUCAACGAAAACUUGUCUUGAUAAAUGCGUCAUCUCUUACAGCACUGUGAAAUUCACAAGAUUCAUUGGGUAAAAUCUGAAUAUUUAUUAAUUUAAUUUUAGUAAACAUUUUAUGAUGCCACCAACAAUUUCACAUGAUAUAUUACUUACAGUCCAAGCAAAAAUUGAGAUGUAUUGAUGAAAAAAUGAAGAGGCUGCCAUAUGUUGAUGCUGAGAUAAACUAGUCCCAAUGAACAAUUGCAGUUGUCUUCCUGAUCGGUCAAACUAUUUUUGCACCAAACAGCAUAUCUUUACAAUUAGAAAUUGUGUUUCUCCCCUUCUCUCCAAAGAAUCUUUAUUAGUUGUGUCUAUGACAGGUCAGCGUAUUGUCUACCAGCUCUCAGUUUGAGGGAGAGGAUGAGUUUCAACUUAAGUAAAAAAUGUCCUAAUUUUUAUCGUCCAAAACCCCUCCUACUUUGCCCAAUCACUCCAUCAUUUUCCAUAACGUAGGCAAAAAGUCUUAGCGAGGAUUGUACCACCAACAUUUUGUAAAUCUUGUAUGGGGAUAACUUAAUUCAUGGAAACCAAUGAAGCAAAGUUCUUUACCACUGUUCGAUGUGGUCGUUAUUUUUGUAGACCGUGUAAAAAAGUUGUGCAAAUAUUUGUUAAUAGCUAUAAUGAGAGAUUUUGUUAUCUGUUGUAAGAAAAACUGUCCAACUCUACUAUAAAUGCUUUGUGUAAAAAAUAAACUCAUUUUGUAUCUGUC
Bemisia tabaci is the source of this 5754-nucleotide messenger RNA. Its product is annotated as transmembrane protein 134. NCBI's taxonomy places the organism in Eukaryota, Metazoa, Arthropoda, Insecta, Hemiptera, Aleyrodidae. The record is from RefSeq and is a predicted model, not a curated record.